Cylicocyclus nassatus is the source of this 1305-nucleotide messenger RNA. Lineage: Eukaryota; Metazoa; Nematoda; Chromadorea; Rhabditida; Strongylidae. The record is from the annotation of a GenBank genome assembly.
AUGAUUAUACACAACGAUGUUCAAUUAGAUUUUGAUGAUGUUCUAAUUGCUCCACAGACUACUACAAUCAAUCACAGAGGGGAUGUAGAGAUCGUAAGAGAGUAUAAACAUUUAGGAGUUUGUGGUAUUCCUAUUAUUUCAGCUAACAUGACUCAAACUGGUACUUUUGCUGUUGCUAGUAAGUUAUUGGAAAAUGAAUUCUUUGCUACACUACAUAAAUUUUAUAAAGCAGAUCAGAUCAUUGAAUUUAUAAAAGAGCAAAAAGAGAAAGAUAUUAUUUAUGGUGGUAUUGAUGGUUGUGGCGAAUAUUAUGGUAAUGAAAAAAAUUUGUUUAUAACCGUAGGAAAACGCAAUUGGGAAGAAGAAUUUAAGAAAGUAGAAACUGUAUAUAAAGAAACUGGUGCGUUGGUAAGUGUAUUACUAGAUGUUCCAAAUGCUUAUAUUCCUGAAAUUGUAGAUUGUGUAAAACAGUUGCGUGAAUUUAUGAAUAAACAAAACUUUCAUGAUUUCGUAAAAGUUGGUAUUGGUCCUUCUCCUGUUUGCGAUACUAGAAUCAAAACUGGAUGUGGAAGGCCUCAGUUGUCAGCUAUUAUUGAAUGUGCAAAUGCGGCUCAUCAGGUAGGCGGUUAUAUUAUUGCUGAUGGUGGUUUCAAAACUAAUGCUGAUUUUUGUAAGGCUUUGGUUGCUGGAGCUGAUAUGUGUAUGAGUGGUUCAAUGUUUGCUGGAUGUGAAGAAUCUAACGGAGAAAAGAUCCAGAAAUGGUAUAAAACAGAAGAAGUUGAUCCAGACACGUUGAAAAAUAAAAUCACAUACAAAUUUUUCAAAGAAUAUUAUGGAAUGAGUUCAUUUAGAGCUCAAAGAGAAAAUUAUGGUAAAGUAACAUCAACUGGUACAAGUGAAGGUGUUGAAUGUGGUUCUGUUACUGCUACUCGUGCUAUUUUGAACGCUAUGAAUUAUGUUUCUUGUGAUGUUUCUACUUUGGGUAUGGGUAUGUGCGCAUCUGGGGCAUCUGUGUUGUUGGCUGGCGGUGCUAAAGGUAAGAGAUUUGCACUGAAAGAUACUGAAAUUAUGAUACAUCAGCCAUUGGGUGGCGCAAGGGGACAAGCUACUGAUAUUCAAAUUCAAGCAAAAAACAUUCAAGACAUGAAAGAUUGGCUGGUGGAUUUUUAUUCUGAUGUCAGUGGUGAAAAAAAGUCCAAAAUCGCACAAGAUAUUGAAAGAGAUUGUUAUUUGAAGGCAGAAGACGCUAAAAAAUACGGUAAAAAAGGCCUAAUUGAUGGUAUAAAGGUAAGUCGUGAAGGUUAG